AUGUCUACCGUCGACCCGCCGCCCUCGUUCUCGCGGCACUCGAACAGCGCGGGCUCUCCUCUGCCCCGUAUCCCGCGCCGCAGCCCGUCUUACACUAGCUCGCGCUCAUCAUUCACCAUGACAGUCUCCGAGUCCCCGCCGAAAUCAACCGUCUUGAUGGUACAGCCCCCAACGCCUCCUCACGUCCCCGCGGUGACCAUCUCUCAAAGCACUCGAUCCUCUACUGCCUCAGGGUCGUCCAGCAGCUCCGAUUCACCCAUGCAGUUCCUCGUCCCCCGCCAGCGCCGCAGCCGGACGAGCUCCAAGAUGCGCUCCCCUGAAGAGUCUACGCCCACUCCCGCCGUCCUCCGUGCACGCUCGUCGUCUCCAUCAGAGCAGGUCGCUUUCCCAACAACGCACAAGGGUCCGCUCAGCCCCGAGACUCCCCGGCCAUCAUCCUCCGGCGGGAACAAGGUGCGCCCCGGCAACGGCACCGUCGCGACCAGCCUGCCGGAAUUCCCGACCGCCCUCCGCGUCGAGCCGCCCAACCGCGCGGUCAGCGUGAGCGUACCCUCAAACGUCUCCGCUCAGCUCGCGCGCAAGAAGUCCGGCGAGCCCCUGAAGUCGUCGCUCAAAUCGCGGCGCGCCGCCGUGCGCGGGGACCUCUCCGUCGUCACGGGCGAGGACGUGAGCGCGGGUGCAGGCCCGUCCCAGAGCGAGCCGGCGUCGCCGGCGCACAGCAGCAAGAGCGUGCACUUCGACUCGCAGCUCGAGCAUGUCAAGCUGUUCCUUGCGGAGCAGAAGCCGCUCGCGGUGAGCAGGGACGGGAGCCCGACGACGGACACGAGCGGGACGGACAGCGACUUCCCCGCGUUCAUCUACGGCGAGGACGACAAGCGCGAGCGGAGGGGCAAGCUCACGAUGGAGGUCGUGAAUAUGCCGGCGAAGGAGGCGCCCGCGCGGAAGGAGGCGGAGUGCGCGAUGCAGGAGCUGAGUCUGGGCGCGGACGGCGCCGCGGUGCAGGGCCGUGUGCGCGUGAAGAACAUCGCGUUCGAGAAGUGGGUCGCGGUGCGGUUUACGUUCGAUUGGUGGCAGACUACGAGCGAGGUCACCGCGCGGUACGUGCAUACCCUCGAGGGUGGCGUGUACGACGUGUUCGCGUUCACGGUCCGCCUCAACGACAUGCUCGCGCGGAUCGAGGAGAAGACGCUUUUCAUGGCGAUCCGGUAUACGGUCGCGGGACGGGAGAUCUGGGACAACAACGACGGCGAGAACUUCCAAGUCAGGUUCUCCAGGCAGCUCGAGGCCCCGCAGCCCGCGCCCGCGCGCCCGGUGGUGCAGUCGCAGAGCGAGAGCGAGACGGAGAAGGAGGAGACGCAGCGCAAGAACAUCUCCGACCUGCGCAUCAAGCUCGAGAAGGUUGCCUCCGGCCAGUCGCCCCGGCGCAAGUCGCUCUCGCCCUCGCCCGGCGCGGACACGUUCAACCUCCGCUCGAGCACGCCGCUCUCUGCGCGCUACGACCUUUCCGCGUCGUUCAAGCGGCCGUGGAAGUCGCCGUCGCCGACGGCGCACACGCGCACGAGCACGUACCCCGCCGCGACGUCGCCCGGCGCGUACCACACGCCCAGCUACGCGCGCACCAGGCCGCAGCUCCCGCCCCGCUCGUUCGGCAGGCCCCGUGUCGCCGAGGACCCGGUGAGCCUCACGCGCGGCUCGCCAAGCAUCCUCGACCCCGACGACGACUCGCCGCCGCAGGCGAUCCCGAAGGUCGCCCUGUAUGCUGGCAGCGACUCGGAGGACGCGGGCGCGACGCCCGUGCCGUUCUCGCGCAUGCGCGGACGCAACCACCAGCGCGGGUACUUCGACUUGGACCCGACGACGCCCGGGGCGGGCGCGCGGAAGGCGCUGCCCGCGGCGUUCCGGGAGGACGCGGUGCCGCGCUUCAGCUCGAUGGACACGUACCGCAGCCCGGUGACGGCGAUGGGCUUGUCGGGCGUGGGCCUGUUGGGCCCGUGGCCGAUCUCGAGGGGCGGCAGUGAGGAGUCGACGCCGUCGGUGACGAGCCAGUCGGAGGAGUCGAGUGCGUCGAGCUCGCCCGAGGGCUCGCCCCGCGGGGAGGGCAUGUUCGACCUGCUGGCGAGGCAGGAGAGGGGUAUGAGUCCGGCGAACGAUCCCGGGUAUCAUGUUUUCCUCAAUAAAUUUUGCUUCUACACGGGUCCGGACUCCCUGUUGGAUGUUCAGGCGGAGGCCAUCCAGCGCUCGCAUUCGGCUUCGAGCGUGGAGGAGUUCCUCUCGUCCCCAGUCACGAACUACCACCUGUCCCCCGGCGCGACACCGACGCGCUCGCCCAGCUUCGACGACGUCGCAUACAUGAGCGGCACGUCGACGCCCACCGUGCGGAGCAUGUUCGACUCGCAGACGUCCACCCCUAUCUCCCUUGCUUCGUGA
This is a messenger RNA of Rhodofomes roseus, 2427 nucleotides long. RefSeq names its product putative phosphatase regulatory subunit-domain-containing protein. Gene Ontology annotation, molecular function: glycogen binding; protein phosphatase 1 binding. Gene Ontology annotation, biological process: regulation of glycogen biosynthetic process. The transcript is spliced from 2 exons. The record is from RefSeq and is a predicted model, not a curated record. Bases 1 to 2427 code for a protein of 808 amino acids. NCBI's taxonomy places the organism in Eukaryota, Fungi, Basidiomycota, Agaricomycetes, Polyporales, Fomitopsidaceae. Gene Ontology annotation, cellular component: protein phosphatase type 1 complex.